CACACACACACACACACAGACACACAAGUGCACUUGCUGUUUGGAGAUGAUUGUGUUAUUUCUUUUGCUCAGUAUUGUGGAUGGAGCGGAUUCCCAGAUACGCUAUUCUGUUCCGGAGGAACAGGACCAUGGCACGUUCGUGGGAAAUAUAGCCGAGGAUCUGAGCCUGGACAUAACGAAACUUUCGUCGCGCCGGUUCCAGACCGUGCCCAGCUCGCGGAGCCCGUACUUGGAGGUGAAUUUGGAGAACGGCGUGCUUUUCGUGAACGAAAAGAUCGACCGGGAGCAGAUCUGCAAACAAAGUGCCACCUGCCUCCUGCACCUGGAGGUGUUCCUGGAGAACCCUCUGGAGCUCUUCCGCGUGGAGAUCGAGAUCGUGGAUAUCAACGACAACCCGCCCAGCUUCCCCGAAACGGACAUCACGGUGGAGAUCUCGGAGAGCGCCACCCCGGGGACGCGCUUCCCGCUGGAGACCGCCUUCGACCCCGACGUGGGCGCGAACGCGCUGCGCACCUACGAGAUCACCACCAACAACUACUUCUACCUGGACGUGCAGACCCAGUCGGACGGGAACAAGUUCGCCGAGCUCGUGCUGGAGAAGCCCCUGGACCGGGAGCAGCAGGCGGUGCACAGGUACGUGCUGACGGCCGUGGACGGGGGUCUCCCUCAGCGCACGGGCACCGCGCUCCUGGUGGUCAAGGUGCUGGACUCGAACGACAACGUGCCCGUGUUCGACCAGCCCGUGUACACGGUGAACCUGCCCGAGAAUUCCCCCGUGGGGACGCUCGUGAUUCAGCUGAACGCCACCGACAUGGACGAGGGCCAGAACGGGGAGGUGGUGUACUCCUUCAGCAACCACAUCGCCCCCAGGGUGAAGGACCUCUUCAGCAUCGACGCGCGCACCGGCAGGAUCGAGGUGAGCGGAGACGUGGACUUCGAGGAGAGCAGCAUGUACCAGAUCUACGUGCAAGCCAAGGACCUGGGACCGAACGCGGUGCCCGCGCACUGCAAAGUUCUCGUCAAAGUGAUGGACGGGAACGACAACCCCCCGGAGAUCACCUUCAGCACCAUGACCGAGUCGGUGAGCGAGAGGGCCGCCCCGGGCACCGUGAUCGCCCUGCUCAGCGUCACGGACAAGGACUCUGGGGACAACGGGCAGGUCCACUGCGAGAUCCUGGGAGACACGCCGUUCAAGCUCAAGUCCUCCUUCAGGAACUACUACACCAUCGUGACGGACGGACCCCUGGACCGGGAGAACGCCGACUCCUACACGGUCACGGUGGUGGCCAAAGACCGCGGCGCGCCGUCCCUGGCCACCAGCAAGUCCAUCAAAGUGCAGGUGUCGGACGAGAACGACAACGCGCCCGUCUUUACGCAGCAGAUUUUCGACGCCUACGUGACGGAGAACAACGUCCCGGGCGCCUACAUUUACGCGGUGAGCGCCUUGGACCCCGACAUGGGACAGAACGCGUACAUCUCUUACUCCAUAAUGGAGUGCGACAUCCAGGGCAUGUCUGUGUCCACGUACGUGUCCAUCAACUCGGAGAACGGCUACCUUUACGCGCUCAGAUCUUUCGACUACGAGCAGCUGAAGGACUUCAGCUUCAUGGUCCAAGCGAAGGACUCCGGCAGCCCGGAGCUGUCCUCCAACGCCACCGUGAACGUGAUAAUCGGGGACCAGAACGACAACGCGCCCUCCGUCAUCGCGCCGGUGGGCAAAAACGGCACGGCGAAGGAGCCGCUGCCCAGGUCCGCGGAGCCGGGCUACUUGGUGACGCGCAUCGUGGCCAUGGAUGCGGACGACGGCGAGAACGCGCGCCUCUCCUACAGCAUCCAGAAGGGCAACGAGAACGGGAUGUUCCGCAUGGACUGGAGGACCGGCGAGCUGAGGACUGCGCGCCGGGUGUCCAGCAAGCGGGACCCGAACCAGCUCUACGACUUGUUGAUCGAGGUGAGGGAUCACGGGCAGCCCCCUCUCUCGUCCACGGCCAGCGUGAUCGUCAUGGUGGUGGACAGCGUGGUGGAGGGGCACAGCGGGGACCGGGGCUCCGCCAAGGUGAAGGAGAACUCCCUGGACCUGACCCUGAUCCUCAUCAUCGCCCUGGGCUCCGUGUCCUUCGUCUUCCUGCUCGCCAUGAUCGUGCUGGCCGUGCGCUGCCAGAAGGACAAAAAGAUGAGCAUCUACACGUGCGUGGCCGGCGACCGCUGCGGCGGCGCGUGCUGCGGCGCGUGCUGCCCGUGCUGCGGCGGCGGCGGCCGGCAGGCGCGCGCGCGCAAGAAAAAGCUCAGCAAGUCCGAUAUCAUGCUCGUGCAGAGCUCUAACGUGGCCGGCGCCGCGCAGGUCCCCGUCGAGGAGUCCGGGAGCUUCGGCUCCCACCACCAAAACCAGAACUAUUGCUACCAGGUAUGUCUCACCCCGGAGUCGGCAAAAACUGACCUCAUGUUCCUAAAGCCCUGUAGUCCUUCUAGAAGCACUGACACUGACCACAAUCCAUGUGGAGCCAUAGUGACAGGGUACACAGACCAGCAGCCUGACAUCAUAUCUAACGGCAGCAUUUUAUCCAACGAGACAAAACACCAGAGAGCUGAACUCAGUUACCUUGUUGAUAGACCAAGGCGUGUUAACAGUUCUGCUUUCCAGGAAGCAGACAUUGUGAGUUCUAAAGACAGUGGACAUGGAGACAGUGAGCAAGGAGACAGUGAUCAUGAUGCCACAAAUCGAGGUCAUUCCUCUGGCGCUGAUCUCUUUUCAAACUGCACAGAAGAGUGCAAAGCCCUAGGGCAUUCCGAUCGAUGUUGGAUGCCCUCCUUCGUGCCAUCCGACGGGCGCCAGGCGGCAGAUUAUCGUAGCAAUCUGCACGUCCCGGGGAUGGACUCUGUGCCCGACACUGAGGUAUUUGAAAUGCCAGAGCAAACUGGGGAGAGAUCGUUCUCCACCUUUGGCAAAGAGAAGUCACAUCACGGCACGCUAGAGAGGAAAGAGUUUGAUGCACUUCUGUCCAGCACACGUGCGCCUUACAAACAGCCCUAUUUGUCGCGGAAAAGGAUUUGCUAAUCCUUAUCGUGUGGACAUACCCGAGACAGCAUGAAUUUGCACAAUAGCUGACCAACAAAAGCAUCAAGUUCUCAACUUCAUUACUGUAGCCAUCUAGUCGAACCUUACUUUUUGGAUUUUUUUCUGCCUUUUGGGGACAGAGUAACAAGAUGGCAAACGCUAGGACCUUACUGCUCUCAGCAGGCCUGAGAAAUGAGUUGAAACGGAACUACAUACGAAGAAAAUUAACUUCUCCGAGGUGGAUUUUCGCCUCUCCGAUCUGUGUGUGCCUGUUUACAGCACUAUGUAUAUCUUCAAAUGUCACUGAGCCCUUUAGAUGUUUAUACUUACACCAAGAAGCCAAUUGUACAGGAAAUAUUUGUGCAUUAUAAAUGCAAUAUCACUGUUUUAGACUUGACUGUUUUAUAUUAUGUUUGUGUGGUCAGGUGUUCCAGAAUCUAGUCCAACUUUAUAAGGAAGAUUGUGAUCAUGUUUUUUAUUUUUCCUUUCUUUCUUUUUCAGUAAAGUUUUUUUUUUUUUUUCUUUCUUUUUCCACUAAGUGGGUCAGGACAGCGCUGGCCGACAACUUAAAGAGACAUUCUGUAGUUUAUAUCAUGUGUGCAAAGUGUUUACUGUACUAUUUUAAAGCCUCUAAAUAAAUAUAUAUCUAUAUACAUAAAUCAAUAUAUAUACUUUUUCUGGAAGUGUGAUAUCUAUUGGUCAGUUUCUUAUUCACUAUAGAUUUCCAUAAACUGGCGUUAAAUGCUAAAGAUGGCUCAAGAUGUUGUUGCGGGUUCGAAAAAAGAAGGCCUUAGUUUCAC
Messenger RNA from Scleropages formosus (Asian bonytongue), 3855 nucleotides. RefSeq names its product protocadherin 10b (gene pcdh10b). Bases 47 to 3055 code for a protein of 1002 amino acids. The transcript is spliced from 5 exons. Gene Ontology annotation, molecular function: calcium ion binding. Lineage: Eukaryota; Metazoa; Chordata; Actinopteri; Osteoglossiformes; Osteoglossidae. The record is from RefSeq and is a predicted model, not a curated record. Gene Ontology annotation, biological process: homophilic cell-cell adhesion. Gene Ontology annotation, cellular component: plasma membrane.